Messenger RNA from Penicillium taxi, 1107 nucleotides. RefSeq lists its product as uncharacterized. Gene Ontology annotation, molecular function: monooxygenase activity; iron ion binding; oxidoreductase activity, acting on paired donors, with incorporation or reduction of molecular oxygen. Lineage: Eukaryota; Fungi; Ascomycota; Eurotiomycetes; Eurotiales; Aspergillaceae. Bases 1 to 1107 code for a protein of 368 amino acids. The record is from RefSeq and is a predicted model, not a curated record. The transcript is spliced from 9 exons.
AUGGAGAUUGAGCGCAUGCACCGAAAAUACGGCCCAGUCGUACGCAUCACACCUGCCGAGAUUCACGUUCGCGACCCGGUUUUCUACCAUGAGCUCUUUGUCAUGGGUGCUGUUCGAAAGAUGGAAGCUUACCCAAGAUUUGCAGAAGGAACUGGAUUUGAGGGUAACUUAAUUCCCAUUAUUGCUACUAGAUUGAAGAUUGAAAAGAACCUGCUAAUUCUGAAUGAAGACAUGGUCGCCGUUUCCACCACACACGACAUGCAUCGCGUCACCAGAGCCCUUCUUAAUCCUUUCUUUUCCAUUGCUGGAAUCGCACGUGUCGAAGAACGCGCUGUCCAGCGGGUGGAGCAGUUGCGUAGCCGACUGAAUGGAUUUGUAAACACGGGAAUACCAGUCAACAUUACCCAUGCAUUUAACUCGCUUAUGACCGAUAUCGUUUCUUGUAUGCUGUUUGAAGAGCCUAGUGAUUAUCUAAACGAUCCUACAUUCAAUGCAGAAUGGUUUGAAGUGCUGAAAAAGGGCGCUGUGACAAUUCCUUUGCUGGCACAUAUGCCAUGGUUUGCGAAGCUUUUGGUAAUGCCUGUAGUAAGGGCUUUAUCUGAGAGGAUAACCAAAUGGAGGAUUUGGGACGAUAAAGCUCGCAGGCAAAUGGUCAAAUCUCGACUUCGACCAGCAGAUGAGGCCAAGAAUCGAAGUGAUACCACUUUCUUUGACCAUCUUGUGCAUAGUGAUCUGGUGGAGUCAAUAUUCGGCAACGGCGGGUUUUCUCGCCUAUCACAGACUCCUAUCUCAAUGACGAACCACUGGAUUCACAUGGAUGCCGAUAUCUUCCCAGACCCAAGAAAGUUCGAGCCAGAACGUUGGCUGGGGAACCAAGAUAAAGUCAAGCUAAUGUACGACUACUUCGUUCCAUUUUCAAAAGGGUCUCGUGCAUGUCUGGCUAAGAAUCUUGUCGACAUGACUAUUUACCACACCAUCGGAAAGCUGUACGGUCCGCUAGCCCCACGUAUGAUACUUCACGAGACAAACGAAGAUGCGGUUCGACCUGUACAUGGCCUUCUCUUUCCAUUUCCGCAACUAGAUUCGCCGGGCGAUGACAAGAGGUAA